AGCCCAAAACCCCAUAAGGGUAAAAUCGUCUCAUAAAUAUUUCUUUUUCGCGCUUCAUCCAUUUUUUUCCUUUGCCUCGGAAAAAUUGCAGCGUUUCUGCUCUAUCAGUCUAGUACCCUCUUUAACCCUCUCAUCACACACACUAACCCCUUCCCGGCGAAAUCAAAGAACCCUAAAAUUCUUCCCUCGUCUCAUGCAUUUCGCGACUGAAAUUUGCAGGAAUCCGUGUCUCUGAAGAUCCCGGACGCUGUGUUCUUCUCUCUCUCUCUCUCUUUGGAUCGUUUCAGACUUUCAGCAAUGGGUGCAGGAAGGAAGACAGAGACGUACACACUGGCUCACGAUAGCCAAAACCUGCAUGGAACCAUGUGGGUGAGGAAUCUCAAGAAGGGAGAUCUCUGCGGGGUGAUCUUCGGAUGCAAGUUCAGCACUAUCAAAGAGUGCUACGGGAAGAAGCUGUUCGGUUUACCAGCCCCUCACAUGGCGUACAUCAAGAACAUCGAUCCAGGAUUGACCUUGUUCUUGUUCAACUACAGUGAUCGAACGCUUCAUGGCAUCUUCGAAGCUACAAGCGAAGGAAAGCUCAACAUUGAUCCCAAAGCUUGGUCUCCAGACGGGACGGAUCCGAGUCCAUACCCUGCUCAGGUAAAGAUUAAAGUGCGCAUGCGGUGUGAGCCAUUGGCUGAAGAACAGUUUCGUCCAAUAAUUGCUGAUAAUUACAAGGAUGAGAAGAUGUUUUGGUUUGAACUAGACCGAGGUCAGACCAACAAGCUGCUCCGUUUGUUUUCACCAUCACCGUCUGUAAAGGCACCGUCAACAUCCAAAUAUGCUGCAUCACCGUCCAAAAAGGCGGCGAUUCCGGCAUCUUCUCUUGUGGAGAUAGGCGACGUGGGAGCAACGCGUGUUGAUAAAUGGAGCAGUCUUUUCAAAUCUUCAGAUGAUUCGAGUGAAAACAACGGGAAAGACUCAAAAGAAGACCCACACGGAGCAGGUUCAAGAGUCGCCAAUCCUGGAAAAGCGAGAGGAUGGGAAGUAGCAACCAGUAGUAAUGCGGAUGAGCGAGUAGCUCAAAAACCAGUGUCACAGUCUGGCGCAUCUUACUCAUCAGUUACCAGAAACAUGGCUGAACAUUCAACUCUGGAAAAGAAAUCUCGUUCGACUAAUGAAGUUCCAUCUCAAGCAAGUAAAAGGGUUGAAAAUUCUUGGUCAUCUGCUUCUCGAGUACAGUCUUUACGCCAAGACAGUGGUGAAUUCAGAGAUACUUCCAAGGAAGGGGAAGAUGUCAAAAUGAAUGCUUAUCAUCAACAAAACCUGCAUCCAACACAAAAGGAAGAUUAUGCUGAGGACACGUAUUCAGAAUUCGAUUGGGAUGCUUCAUCAGCCUUUAAAGUUCAUCUGGAUGGACUGAACAAAAUGUUGGAGGAUCCUACGGAUAAGGGAGGUUUCAAUGGAUGUGAAGGUAACAUGGGAUUCGCUUCUUCUUCUAUGGUUCCCAGUCGUUGGGAAGAUGAGAAGGCUCCUUGGGACUUUGAUGAAGGGAACAUAGAUAAAUCGCCGUGUGGGUCCUCGUAUGUUUCCGCCUUGACAGGAGACGCACUUGAGGACAAUGGAGAAGACAAAGAGAAGCAUCUUAUGGAUAAAUUCAAGAUGGAAAUGGAAUCCUCCACUUUCGUGAAUAUCUUGAAUGAGAUAUUGGCGGAAGUGAAAGAAUUGAAGCUAGCUCAGAUGAAACAAGCUGAGUAUAUGAUUUCUUUGGAGAUGGAGCUGCUUGAUUCAAGAAAAGAGAUACUUAAACUGAAAGGGCGACUUGCAGUAUGCACUGCAAAAUGCUUAUUAGGGAGCAGAAUGUUUGGUCCAGGGCUUAAAUUGACCGUUAGAGUUUAC
This is a messenger RNA of Thlaspi arvense, 1881 nucleotides long. The record is from the annotation of a GenBank genome assembly. NCBI's taxonomy places the organism in Eukaryota, Viridiplantae, Streptophyta, Magnoliopsida, Brassicales, Brassicaceae.